GCCCCACCCCCGCUCUGGCCUUUGCGAACACAGGAUCUGAGCAGUGGACACACCAGCACUUGCACCUCCGAGCUGCAUGGACCCUGAAGGCCUGGCGCUGCUGCUGCCCCCCGCCACCCUGGCCGCCCUGGCAGACAGCUGGCUCCGAGAGGACUGCCCCGGUCCCAACCACGCAGCCCUGGUCACGGGCGCAGCCCCCUCGCAGGCGGUGCUGUGGGCCAAGUCCCCCGGGGUACUGGCUGGGAGGCCCUUCUUCGAUGCCAUCUUUGCCCAAGUCAACUGCCAGGUCUCCUGGUUCCUCCCCGAGGGCACAAAGCUGGUGCCCGUGGCCAGGGUGGCCGAGGUCCGGGGCCCCGCGCACUGCCUGCUGCUGGGGGAGCGGGUGGCCCUGAACACGCUGGCGCGCUGCAGUGGGGUGGCCAGCGCCGCCGCCGCCGCCGUGGAGGCCGCCCGGGAUGCGGGCUGGACCGGGCACGUGGCGGGCACGAGGAAGACCACGCCCGGCUUCCGGCUGGCGGAGAAGUACGGGCUCCUGGUGGGCGGGGCCGCCGCUCACCGCUACGACCUGGGAGGGCUGGUGAUGGUGAAGGACAACCACGUGGUGGCGGCGGGUGGCGUGGAAAAGGCGGUGCGAGGGGCGCGGCAGGUGGCUGACUUCGCCCUGAAGGUGGAGGUGGAGUGCGGCAGUCUGCGGGAGGCUGUGGAGGCCGCCGAGGCGGGAGCGGACCUCGUCCUGCUGGACAACUUCAAGCCUGAGGUGUUUGCUGAAGGGACUUUGCCAGUGUACCGGGCCUACAGGUCCUAAAGCCAAAGAGGACGCCACCGCCCAUGGAAUAACACGGUUUCUUGGGACCCUCAAGGUUGCCCCUGUUUAAAUAUGGUACAUGACUCUGUCCGGGUUAGCCUGGGCGGGGGUCUGGCUCGGCCACCUACUGCUCGUGUGAGCUGGGGGGGCUGACUUCACCCCUGCUCAUCUGUACAAUGGGUCUAAUAAAUGAUCACCUUACAGAUUUCUUUGGGUGAUAAUGAAUAAGUGCUCAGUAACUCUUAGAAAUUACCAUAGCUCGGGUGCCUGGGUGGCUCAGUUGGUUAAGCGACUGCCUUCGGCUCAGGUCAUGAUCCUGGAGUCCCGGGAUCGAGUCCCGCAUCGGGCUCCCUGCUCGGCGGGGAGUCUGCUUCUCCCUCUGACCCUCCUCCCUCUCAUGCUCUCUGUCUCUCAUUCUCUCUCUCUCAAAUAAAUAAAUAAAAUCUUAAAAAAAAAAAAAAAGAAAGAAAGAAAUUACCAUAGCUCAUCGACUCUAAGAUGCACCUUUUUCCACACACGACCUUCUCUGAGUCGGAGCGUGUCUUUCACCGAUGGAGUCUAGUGGUCACUGUCACCGGGGCAUCGUCAUAGCCGUCAUGGCCCAUGCAUGCCGCUUGUAGACAGAACAUAACAAUCGAUGUGGAAAUAAGUCCGAGAGACUUAUUUUAACAGAUGCCAGAAAGAAAUUGAAAGUGAUUAAAAAAAAAAAAAAGCUGCUCUCCCUCUAACCCUCCCCCUGCCCAUGUGCACGCUCUCUCUCUCUCAAAUAAAUAAAACCUUAAAAAAAGCAAGCAAGCAAGCAAGCAAGCAAGCAUUGGUCAUAGUUUAAUUGACAAGUUUCUUUUCCAGUAAUAGUAUAUAUAUUUUAUAGUCAAUGGCAUCUUAUAUUUGAGGAUAUAUGGCACCAGGUCUGAGAUUCAGCUGGAACAUUCUAUGUGGUUGAUGCCCAUGUUGUACUGUUUAUUAAGUGCUUUGCCUGUCACCUCUGGCUACUGUGACCACCUCUUUGGAGGAGGUGAGAACCUGCCCAUUCACUUCUGGGGUCCCCAACAGACUCCACCAUGCAUCCUCCAUUUGGUGCUUGAAGGCCCUUUAGGUUCUGGUUCCAUAGCGCUAUCAUUAGUUGGGAGACGAGGGUGCACACAGGGCAGCUGGGGCCAGAACAAAGGUCAUUUGAGGGAGUAAUGGGUCAGGUAGAGGUCCCUGUUCAGACAUCAGACUUCCUU
This is a messenger RNA of Mirounga angustirostris (Northern elephant seal), 2031 nucleotides long. RefSeq names its product quinolinate phosphoribosyltransferase (gene QPRT). The transcript has 4 exons. The record is from RefSeq and is a predicted model, not a curated record. Lineage: Eukaryota; Metazoa; Chordata; Mammalia; Carnivora; Phocidae. Gene Ontology annotation, cellular component: cytoplasm. Gene Ontology annotation, biological process: quinolinate catabolic process; NAD+ biosynthetic process. Gene Ontology annotation, molecular function: nicotinate-nucleotide diphosphorylase (carboxylating) activity. The coding region runs from base 77 to 805 and encodes 242 amino acids.